CAUUAUAUCUAUUGUUAUGACAGCAAUCUAUACUUUAAUAUGAGUUAUCAUAAUAAGAAAGUGUGUAGAAACUGCAUUUCUGUAUAAAUGUACAGCUAUGACCAAAGAUAAAUAGUCUUCAAAAACCAACUUGAAAUUAUAAGUGGGAGCCCAUUAGCCUAAAGUUAUGGGAAGUUGCAUUUUGACAAUUUCUCUCCAAUCCACUUUCAAACUAGUCCUUCUCCUCCUCUGUUUCUCCUACACCAAUAUCGUUCCAACUAGUUCCCAAGGUCUGCCAGGGUUUCUGCAAGGCCUAGCAUGCGGAAUAGUGAACUGUGGAGAAGGAACAUGCAGAGGUUCGAACACAACAGCGCUUGGUUUCGAAUGUGAUUGUAGUCCUGGUUGGAAGCAGAUUCCUCUUGUUUCUUUCGCCAUUCCCUCUUGUGUUCUUCCUAAUUGCACAGUUGAUUUCCAAUGCGGAAGCGGAGCUCCACCAAUAUCAUUUCCUCCGCCCCCAGCCGACAAUUCUACAAGCCCUUGUAAUUCUGUCUUCUGCGGGAACGGAAAGUGCGUAGUAAAUGGUACUAGCUACUACUGCCAAUGUGACCAAGGGUAUUCCAAUUUGUUCGGUAAAUCCACCGAUGCUUGUUUUGAACAAUGCUACUUUGGAGCAGAUUGUAAAGACCUUGGAUUAGGGCCGGCACCACCACCCAGUACUAGUUCUGCAGGCACACCGAAAACUGGUACGGAGGAACAUCGAGAUGAUACAAAAGGAAAAAAUGGAGCAUCGAACAUUAUGAAGAAUUUUCAAGCCCUUGUUAUAGCGACAAUAGCAUUAGUCUUUAUAACAUGAAUGUGGCUAGAGAUGAUGUAAGGGUGUACUGGUGUAGACAUAGAAGUACCUAAAGUAUUUCUCAGGCAAAAAAUAACCCAUGAAUUCUACCAAAUCAAUUACCAGAGGUAUCUAUGUAUAGUUAUACUGAAUUCUACUGAUUCUAAGUGGCACUUCUUAGAAAAGAAAUAUUG
Daucus carota subsp. sativus is the source of this 1005-nucleotide messenger RNA. RefSeq lists its product as uncharacterized. The record is from RefSeq and is a predicted model, not a curated record. The coding region runs from base 167 to 832 and encodes 221 amino acids. Lineage: Eukaryota; Viridiplantae; Streptophyta; Magnoliopsida; Apiales; Apiaceae. The transcript has 5 exons.